Messenger RNA from Cordyceps fumosorosea ARSEF 2679, 4326 nucleotides. RefSeq names its product anucleate primary sterigmata protein B. Bases 1 to 4326 code for a protein of 1441 amino acids. NCBI's taxonomy places the organism in Eukaryota, Fungi, Ascomycota, Sordariomycetes, Hypocreales, Cordycipitaceae. Gene Ontology annotation, cellular component: microtubule organizing center. The transcript has a single exon. The record is from RefSeq and is a predicted model, not a curated record.
AUGGCUGAUUCCACGGACACUCCUGGCGGCCCAUUGUUCCGCCCCUCGACCGCCACGCGCGACGCAAACCAACGGAAUGACGAUGCCGGCGCCUCCUCCCCCGCUACCGUCGCUGCGCCGGCCAAAGAUACGUCCACGCCCAAAGGCCCGUCGCGGCGAGGCCCGGGACCUGAUCACAGCUUGUUUGAUGCGGCGCCCAUCGAUAAUACCAUGGCCCCCGAGGACAACGUCUCCGAGGCUGCCGUGAGGCAGCACUUCAAGGACGUCGAGUCGAGCUUUCUCCCUGUCCUGUCUCCUAUACCGACUGCGCCCGCCAUUGGAGAGCCGGCCACUGACGAUACCUUCCUCUUUGACUCGCCGCAAAAGAUUGACAGAGCGCCCUUACCGCCUGUUCACCACGCCCAGGAACCCGACACCACCGCAGUCAGCACCACCACCUCCAACCUUGAGGCCUUUGACUCGUCUCCUACGGCGGCGGCGGCGGCGCGCACCGUGUCGCGCGCCGUAAGCAUGGCCAGCAAUGCCACGCGACAUGCCACUGAUGCCGACGAAGACAACGGCGCCGCCGCCGACGAGUCCUUUGCGUCCAGCCUCGACCACAACGACAGCCGCUGGUCCCAGUCGCAGCGCUCCGAUCGCCACGAUGCCGGUAGCACACCGGGUUUUGGGUUGCGCAAACAGCGGCCGAAGUACCUGCGCAGCCGUUUCGGCAGUCAACGAUCUUCGACUUCGUCAUUCAUCACCAACGCCGAGUCCUUUGACGACGGUGACCUCACCUCCAAUCAGGACAUUGACAUGGCCCUACAGUCCGGCGGUGUCAUGCCAGCCAUGGGCAUGCCACGCUUUCCGAGCGGUGUGAUGCCGCGCCCAGUCAGCAUUGGCAGCAUCGUUUCCGGUGUUGGCAUGGAUGACUUUGGCGACACCUCCCAGCAACUGGAGCCUCUACCCGAAGUUGACAGUCCUGCCCGAGCCAAUUUUCGUUUCGAUCCACUCAAGACUCCCAAGCCCUCCAGAGAGAAUCUCAAUGCCACACCGACAGACACAGUCAUUGCGCAACACGUCAAGAAUGUCCACGUCCCUGAGUCCCUGGCGAAGGAGUACAAGUUUCGAUCUGGACUCGAAACACCGUUCAGACCAACAAACAGCAAUGCAGGCGCCGGUACCGUGUCACGCACCGGCAAAAGCCUCACACUGAAAGAGCAAAGUAGCACGAUCGAGAAGCUUUCCAAAGAAAACUUUGAUUUGAAACUCAAGGUCAUGUUCCUGAGCGAUCGCUUAGACAAACUGUCGGAAGAAGGCAUCAAGGAGAUGAUUUCGGAAAACGUUGAGCUAAAAACUAACUUGGCGAUACUGCAAAGAGACAACAAAGUUCUGCGGAAACGGGUCAAGGAGCUCGAGAAGCGCAUUCAGGAAGACGAGGAGCGACCUAGCACCGGCGGAUCCAGCAACGACCAAGCGAACCGCCUCAACGACCAAGAAGCUUGGGAGCGCGAGCAGGAGCUAAUUUUUCUCCGUGAACGCGUCGAAGAGUACGCUGUUGAGAUCGAGAAGCUUCGAACUGAACGCGUGAGCAAAGAGUCAGAGAAGAAGAAGCUCGCCGAUAUUGUUAAAAGCCUUGGCGAGCGCGCUGGCGAACAGGUUGAUCGCCAAGAGGAAGCAGAUGUCUGGAGGGAUCUGCUAGAGCAAGAAACCGCCCAUCGCGAACAGACAGAGGACGACAAUGUAAGACUACGCGACGAAGUUUUCAAACUAAAGAAGGAAAUGGCUGCCAUGCAAAGCGGCCACACUACCAACAUCUACAACAUUGCAAAACGCCAGCGAGAUCAUGCUUUCUCACCGAACAAGCCGGCUGAUUUGGAGAGCUCGAAUGCUGGUUUCAGCGCCGCCAGCACUCUUGUUGAUGAGCUUCGACGCGAAAGCGAGAAGUUGCGGCACGAGAAUGCUGAGCUGCGUCGCGAAGUUGGGGCGCAGACCUCUAUGCUUACAUCGCGCAAUCGCGAAAAGGAUCGCCUGCAGCAGGAAAUUGAGGAUCUCAAAAUCUCCCAAGGCCGCGGCGGUGCCGCCUCAACAGCCGACAGCAUCCUCGAGCGCUCCGCAUCUAGGGCCGGGGCGCGCUAUGAGUCGCCUUCUCGCGCCAGUGCACCUACGCUGCCCACUGCAGUCGAAGAUGCAGAGCGCGAAGAGUUGGAAAACAGAUUGGCAGAAGCUCGAGAUCGCAUGAACGAAGCCAAGAUGGCCAAUCAAGAGUUACAACGCGAGCUGCAGACUUGCAUGGCUGAUUUCGAGAUGGCUGUGACUGGAAAGCAAGAGGCUGAAAACGCAGUCGUGUCUCUUCAGGAGGAGCUCGAUACUGCUAUGCAUGACCUCAUGGCGCUACAGGCCGAGCGAAAUGCGACGCUUGAGGACAACAGUCGACUCGAAGAGGACUUCGAGACUCUACGCUUGGAAGCACAAUCUGAAGUGCAGUCAUUAGACACAGAAAUUGAACGGUGCCACAGAGAAAUCGAAAUACUACAGGCUGAUCUUGCUGAUCGAGCAGAAAACUUCGACGCCCUGCAAAAUGCCAUGCGCGAAAUGAGCCAAUCAGUCGUCGGCUUGGAGGACGAACAAAACAAAAAAUUGCGACGAAUCCAGCAACUUGAGGCUGAGAUUGAGUCUUCCAACCGCGAACUCGAGGCGUUUGAGCUGAAGCUCAGCGAAGAAUCAGAAAAGAACCGCCGCUUGUCGGUGCAGCAAGAAUCUUCACAGGGCGAGAUUGCCUUCUUGCGCGAAGAGCAGGAAGCCGACAAGAUUCGCAUCGGCGAUCUCGAAGCCGCGAUUGCCAACGCCGAGCAAAGCUUGCGUGAUGAAAAGGACAGAGCCAAGGAACUCGACGAGCGGCUGCAGCAGGAACGCGCCCAGCGAGAAAUGGUGGCGAACCAGGAGAAGGAAGAAGUGCAGCAGUUUGUCAAUGAGCUCAACCGCGAGGCGUCUGCCGCAAAGGACGAAGCUCGGAGACUGCGUAAGAGCUUGUCUUCACGCGAAGUCGAGGCAACUGCCUGGAAGGAGCGCCUGCAAGAGCUUGAGAAUAAUCUUCGCGUCACGCUGGGUGAUUUGAACGGCACAAGGUCAUCUCUCCUCGGGUCGAUUGCUAGAAUCCAACGUGACCUGGAGAACACUGUCCGGGAACUUGACGUCGCCAAGGCUUCUGUUGUUGAGAAAGAUCGCCUCAUCAAGCAGCGCGAUGCACUGCUUGAAUCGCUAGGCCUGGAAAGCCAGAAGGCCAACGAAUUGCUGGAGAAGGAGAGGCUCGCUCAUCGACACACAAAAUCCGACUACGAGACCUUCCAAAGGACACACCAGCACCUGUCCCGCACAGCCAGCACGCAAGAUGUCCGCAUUGCCGAGCUGGAGAACACGCGGGGUCAGGAGCGCCGCAAGCUUGCCAUGCUGGAGCAGAGCGCGCGAGAGCAGCUGAUGGAGCGCAACGAGCUCCUGCUGCAGCUCUGGAAGCGCCUGAGCGUGUUGUGCGGCCGGGAGUGGGCGCACAGCCAUACCCUGGUCGACAAGCAGGCCGUGCCGAGCAUCGAGGUCAUCUCGAGCCGCCUGCCGGGCUUUACCAAGAACCUGAUGGCCGCCAUCAAGAUGAUUGAGAACAUGCUCAAGUCGUUUGAGGGCAAGAUCAACUCUGUCGAGCGCGACCUCACACGGGAGUACCAGGCUCUGGAGAACAACCUUGACAUGCGCGCGAAGCGGCUCGACCGCGUCGAGACGCUGGUCCGCAACCAGAUCGCGUCUGGCGCCAUGGGUUCCAUGACAUCCCAGGAGCUGCGCGGCCGCCUGUCGCGUGUCGAGCACGCGUAUCAGAAGCUCAAGGUUGAGUACGAGACGCUCAAGACGGCGACCAGUGUCCGCGCGCGGGCGGCGGCGCAGCACGGCGGCGAUUCGCCGCGCUCUGGCAGCGCUGGGGGUUCCCCUUCGCCUGCCGUCCACCGCGGGCCCGGCGAGCGUGAUAAGGAGCGGGCCGGAUCGUCGCGCGGUUCUAGGGAGAGCCGCAUCCCGUCGUCGGUGCAUCGCGGCAACCAGGCAGCCACCGGGUCGGACGCCGGCGGGAGCCUCGGCCUGGAGGUCGCUAAGAGUGGCGACGUGGCCGCGGGUGCGGGCAACGGCAGCAGCUACAAGAACAUGCCGCUGAUGCUGCGCCUCAAGAACCUCGAGGAGAAGCUGAGCACGGAGCGCGAGAGGAGGUCGCAAGAGCGCGAGGCGGCGCGACAGCGCCUGGGCGACCUGGAGGAGGAGAACAAGGGCCUCCGCAGCAAGAUCCAACGGAGGCAGCUGGCGGAGUAG